Molecule: messenger RNA, 366 nt
Organism: Paracoccidioides brasiliensis Pb18
Exons: 2
Coding region: 1-366 (121 amino acids)
Source: RefSeq, a predicted model, not a curated record
AUGAUUGACGGUGAAUUACGGUGUGACCAUCUUGAGGGAGUCAUCACCAGAGAACAAGAGGCCUUUGAUGCUGAACCCCAGCAUCGACAUAGCCACAUUGGAAAUGGCGCAUCAGUAAAUGGCACCAAUAACUCUCGCCAUGCUUUAUUGGAAGCUUAUACUCAUUGGCGCCUGUUUGAUGAUAUAUAUUGGAACUUCAUAGAUGAGAUGUAUUUUGGGGCUGGUACGAAUCUGGAUGAUCGGUUGGAUCUGCUCCGCAAUGCGGAGCGAGAUAAGUUGGGUCCUUUUGUUCAGCGGAAGAUGGAGCAGGAGAAGGGGCAAAAGCUAGACGUGCAUGGGAUGCUGGAUGAAAGAAAUCAUAAAUAA